Messenger RNA from Balearica regulorum gibbericeps (East African grey crowned-crane), 2272 nucleotides. Lineage: Eukaryota; Metazoa; Chordata; Aves; Gruiformes; Gruidae. The record is from RefSeq and is a predicted model, not a curated record.
AUGCCUUUAAAUGCUAAUGAAGUUCUUUACAUCUAUGAGAUAUUCUUGUAUACACUUGAUAAAAAUCUUGAAUUUUCUAGAGACAAUGGUACCAAAUUAAGGGGAGGAGAGUGCUACAUUAAUAGCAAAACAUUUAUAUUUUACCAGGUAACAGAUUGGUUGGCACGUUCAUUUGAUGACUUCUUUGGAAACACAAAUAUUUCUUCUAGUGCCGUUCCUGUGAAGCCACUAGAAGGCAAGUCUGGAAGAAACCGGCAGCAGAAGAAGAAAGACCUGUCUUCUGUGCCAGAAAGUAGCAAAACCAAAGUUCUGCCCAGAAAAAGAGCAAAGUUGUCUUCAGUGGAUGUGCCUUGUAACAAGUCCAGACAAAACUGGAGCCAGUCUCAAGAUGAGCCAUGGGUAGAUAGAUACAAACCUGAAACUCAGAGUGAUCUUGCUGUGCAAAAGAAGAAAAUUGAAGAAGUUGAAACCUGGUUAAAAACACACAUAUUUCAGAGGCAGCCAAAGCAGGGUGGCUCUGUUUUACUGCUAACUGGUCCUCCUGGUUGUGGAAAGACUGCAACUAUACAAAUAUUAGCAAAAGAACUUGGCAUUCAGGUGCAAGAAUGGACCAAUCCAAUAUCUUUAGAUUUUACAAAAGAAGACUUAAGAAAUAUGUUUGGCCAUGACUCAAAUUUUCAUACAUUUCCGAGUCAGGCCCAAGCAGCUCUCUUUCAAGAUUUUCUACUAAGAGCAAAUAAGUAUAACAAACUUCAGAUGCUUGGGGAGUCCUCAGAAAAUGAUAAAAAGCUUGUUCUUGUUGAGGACAUACCUAACCAAUUCUAUCGAGACCCCAGCAGUCUACAUGAAAUUCUCAGGAGAUUUGUUCGUACAAGUAGAUGUCCCAUUAUAUUUAUAAUCUCAGAUAACUUCAGUGGAGACAGCAACCAGAGGUUACUAUUCCCAAUGGAAGUUCUAGAGGAGUUGUGUAUAUCCAAUAUUAGUUUCAAGCCUGUUGCACCAACAAAUAUGAUGAAAGUUCUUAAUCGAAUAGCUGCAACAGAAGCUAGUAUGAACAGAGAAAAGAAUUAUGCUCUUGACAGAACUUCUCUGGAGUUGCUCUGCAAAGGUUGUUCAGGUGAUAUAAGAAGUGCAAUAAACAGUCUUCAGUUUUCUUUUAUGAAAGACUGUUCAUUGGAGAAGGAGUUUUGGUCAAGGAAGAAAAAGAGCUCCGCACUAAAAUGUGAAACAGCAGUAUCUAAAGUAGGAAAGAAAAGUAAAUCUGAUACUUCAGAACACCAGGAAAUACAAGCUAUUGGUGGCAAAGAUGCUUCUAUCUUUCUUUUCCAUGCUCUGGGGAAAAUAAUUUACUCCAAAAGAGAACCAGUGUCAGAAUCAGAAUUUCCUCAGCUGCUGCCUGCUCACUUAUCAGAAUACCGUCGAGACACCUUGCUUAUUCAGCCUGAGGAUAUUGUGGAAAAAUCGCAUAUGUCUGGAAGCAUGUUUAAUUUAUACCUUCACCAGAACUAUGUAGACUUUUUUUCUGAUAUCGAUGAUGUAGUGAGAGCCAGUGAAUAUUUGAGCAGCGCUGAUGUCCUUUGUAGUGAUUGGAGUACACGGCUUGUGAUGGAAAAAUACAGUGCAUCAGUGGCUACCCGAGGGGUGAUACAUUCAAAUACAUCCAGAGCCUUUGCCCACCAACAAGGAGGGAUGGGGUUCCGGCCUUUACAUAAACCCCAGUGGUUCUUUAUCAAUAAAAAGUAUCAAGAAAACUGCCAUGCUGCAAAAUCUCUCUUUUCGAGCUUCUGUUUACCACCUGAGUGUCUUCAGACAGAGCUAUUGCCUUAUCUUGCUAUGUUAGCAAAUCCAAUGAGAAACCAAGCUCAGAUUGCUUUUAUCCAAGACGUUGGGAGGCUACCGCUGAAAAGACAUUUUGGGAGGUUAAAGCUUGAAACACUCACUGACAAAGAUCCUGGGAUACCAGCCAUAUUUGUUAGCUCUGAGGAGGACUGUACUGAUGUGCAUGCUGUGGAGAUAGCUGUACAGAUGGAGAAAACCAGGAUGAAUGAGAAUGAACUGGACGGAUUCCCUCUCUCUUCUAGCCAAUGCAGUGGAACUGAACUACCUUGCAGUCAGCCUCAGCCUGUUGCAGCUCAAGCAAUCAUGGAGGAAGAUGAAUUAAAAAUAGAGGAAUAUGAUAGUGACUGAGUACAACAAAAUAUCAACCAGUGACUUGCCUGAGUAGGUUAAUAUGCUACAAAGGGCUUUGCUAAAGAGAGUAGUCUGCACAAAA